AUGCCUCUCUAUCAACCCGAGAACUUGUACGCUCCAAUCCUUACGCAGUUCUCCCUCAAAGGGAAGAUUGCGGUAGUGACUGGAGGCUCAAGGGGGAUUGGUGCCGAAGUCGUUCGCGGGUUGGCAGAGGCUGGCGCAGACGUUGCAUUCAUCUACAAGACCAACACCGAAGCUGACGAAACAGCUGCUCGAAUCGCGAAGGAGACGGGUGUUCGCGUCCAGGCAUACAGAUCCGAUGUCACGUCCCGAGAGACCAUUGCGAAAACCAUCAACCAAAUCGCCAGCGAGUUCGGCGGAGGCCGCAUUGAUGUAGCGGUGGCCAACGCGGGUGUCUGCGCAAAUGUCAAGUCGCUCGAGUACACGGAACGGACAUGGCAGGAUAUGAACAGCGUCAAUUACGACGGCGUCAUGUGGACUGCGCAGGCUGUGGGUAAUAUCUUCAAGAAACAAGGGAGAGGAAACCUAGUCAUCACCGCCUCCGUGAGCGCUAUUUUAGUCAACGUGCCCCAGGAGCAAGCUGCGUAUAAUGCUUCCAAAGCGGCGGUCGUGCAGCUUGCCAAAAGUCUGUCCGUCGAAUGGGCUAAUUUUGCGCGCGUCAAUUGCGUGUCGCCUGGAUACAUCCUCACCGAAAUGUUGCUUACCGUGUUCCUUGCAGUGUUGACAAAGCAGCCGAAAGAGCUGAUGGAGCAUUGGCUAUCAAUGAUCCCAGGUGGCCGGGUUUGUCAUCCUGCCGAGCUAAGAGGACUCUAUGUCUUCCUUGCCAGUGAUGCAUGCUGUUACAUGACAGGAUCAAACGUUGUGAUCGAUGGCGGAUACACAUUGCCACUGGAUACGAUCUGCAUCAUGACGGAGCCUGCAGAUACCCGGGAUAGCCGCAGGGAAUUCGUGAACCCGCUCGACGCUAAACCAAGAAAGCCAUCGACAGCAUCCCAUGCUUCCUCGCCCAGGUUCAUCGGUCCUGGAAUAGUAUAUGGCUUGAAUGGCUUGAUUUUGUCUCUGAAGUGUUAUUCCGAGCUCUCGAGCUCCCAGGGUCCUGUAUUCAGUCGAUCAAAAUGGCCUGUAUAUGCUACAAUGAGGCAACCAGCACAGUGUCUUUGUUUCCGCUCUACACGAACAGCGGGCAGCAAUGAGACGCCUCCUCUCUUUGACGGAGGAAACAAGGUCUUUCCACUCAACCUGGAAAGUGGGAAUGACCCAAGCCAAGUUUUUUUCCUCCCGUCGGAUGGCCCGCUCAUGGCCAAGCAAAUUCCAAAUUCUGGCGCGCGCGCCAUCGUCGCUUAUUUGAAUGGAGGGACAAAGAAUUCAAGAGAAAAUAAUGAUAAAGCAGACAUGUUCACACAAUGUUUGCGUCUCAUUCACUAUCAGCAACUGAACAGCUCUCGGAAGCACACAAAGACAACGAAAUACAAUAUCAACACGAUGUCUUCGCUUAAAAACAACAUGAAGAAAGCCAUGGGAUCUGACCAGAGCAGUUCGGCACUAAACGACCUUGACAGAACGCAAUCGGCAAUGGAGCAGGAAGCUCAUGAAUUCUCUUUGGCUGAGCAGAAGAGAAUCAUGAGACGGGUUGACAUUCGUCUUGUUGCAACUGUCGGGUUGUUAUACUGCUUCUCUGUGAUUGACCGGUCGAACCUUCCAUCUGCCGCCGUUGCCGGCAUGAGAGAAGAUUUAGACUUGACUGGCAACCGUUACUCGGUUGUUAGCUUGGUUUUCUUCACGACCUAUAUCACUUUCCAGCCGAUCUCAGUCAUUCUUGGCCGAACGUUGGGCCCUCGGGCCUACUUCACGGCUAUCACAAUGAUUUGCGGUGGCAUCGUAAUUGGUAUGGGCUUUCUGACGCACUGGGGACAGCUCGUGGCUUUGAGAGUGGUCCUUGGUGCUCUCGACUCUGGAUUUUUCCCUAGCUGCGUUUACCUUUUGAGCACUUGGUACACCCGUUACGAGGUUGGAAAACGUUACUCGGUGUUUUAUAUGAUUGUCUGCUUUGCUUCUGCAUUUGCAGGAAUCUUGGCUUUCGGACUCACCCAACUUGAUGGAACCGCAAACUUCAGGGGCUGGUCCUGGAUCUUCAUCGUAGAAGGUGUCAUAACCUGCGCUAUUGGCAUCGUCGGCUAUUUUCUCCUCGUCGGGUUUCCAGAUGCUAAAAAGAGCGCCUGGAACUUUCUUUCUCAGGAGGAAACUGCUUGGGUGAUUUCGAGAGUUCAGGCCGAUAGAGGAGAUGCGGAAUUGCCGUCUUUCAGUGUCAAGAAGUUCCUAAGAGGCGGGGCUGACAUCAAAGUCUGGGCUUUGUCUAUCAUCUACUUCAACAACGCUCUCAUCAUAUUCUCGCUAUCUUUCUUUCUGCCGAUCAUCCUCAAAGACAAUAUGGGCUUCAACACGGGAAAAGCCCAGAUCUUGACGGCGCCACCGUACGUAUUCGCCGCAAUCAUCACUUACACCACGGGCUGGCUAGGGGAUCGAUACAUGCUUCGAGGUCCCAUUCUUGUUGGCGAUAUGGUCUUGUCAAUUGUCGGGACCUGCCUCAUGGGCUUCCACAGCGAUGUUGCCGUUCGAUACUUGGGCGUCUUUCUCAUCACCGCAGGGAGUGUAAGCGCUGUGCCGGCGACCAUGGCCUAUCAGGCGAACAACAUCCGAGGACAGUGGAAGCGCGCAUUUUGCAGUGCCAUGGUAGUCGGUGUUAGCGGAAUCGGUGGCAUCGCCGGCUCUCUUGUUUUCAGAAGCCAAGACAAGCCUCAUUACCUGCCUGGGUUGAGCACUUGUCUGGGAUGCGCGGUUCUAAACGUCAUAAUUGUCAUUGCUUUAAGCUUUUACUUCCGCUAUUGGAACACGAAGGCCGAGUGUGGUGAGGUUGAGCUCGAAGCAUCGGAUGAAACCCAAGCAUCGGACUUCCGCUACACCUACUAA
Molecule: messenger RNA, 2904 nt
Organism: Colletotrichum lupini
Lineage: Eukaryota; Fungi; Ascomycota; Sordariomycetes; Glomerellales; Glomerellaceae
Product: major facilitator superfamily transporter
Exons: 13
Coding region: 1-2904 (967 amino acids)
Biological process (GO): transmembrane transport
Cellular component (GO): membrane
Molecular function (GO): transmembrane transporter activity; oxidoreductase activity
Source: RefSeq, a predicted model, not a curated record